This is a messenger RNA of Heterotrigona itama, 1086 nucleotides long. The record is from the annotation of a GenBank genome assembly. Lineage: Eukaryota; Metazoa; Arthropoda; Insecta; Hymenoptera; Apidae.
AUGUCUGGCACGCCGGGACUCAAGCCAUCCGUGAUAUUCCCCAACAGAAGCAACAACAACGGCGCCAAGCCGAAGAGCAGGAUCUGCAAACUGACCUCGCCGAAAUCGCUCUGCCCGUUGGCUGGGAAUUCGUCUAAGAACAACAAGUCGCAAGAAUCGUCCACGGACUCACCCUCGUCGAGUCCCGCCAAAUCCUCCGUGUCGUCGUCACCCCGUCGAGCAGCUCAGCAGAGCAUCGAGACCGGUAAAAAAUCGCCGAGAAAAUACUCUCAGCCGGACGAGCGGCAGCAAGCGCAAGCACAGCAAGUUUGUCCCAAGUCUUCUCCCAAACGUUCUCCCAGGAGGUACAUAUCGGUGUUCGAGGAGGAUUUCCUGCAAGAGGAGAUGGGUCUCGGCGUUCGUAUCUCGUCGACGGCCGGUGGAAACGAUGCGGGGAUGUCGUUUCUGGAAUUCGAGUCGCUCUACACGCUGGAGAAGGAGUUGAUGCAAUCGCGACAAGAUGUAGGUCAGGCGGACGACAAGUGCGUGUUUGGAGGGUGGUUCGGUAGACGGGGUCUUUACACGGAGCUGCCUGACCCCAUGUACCAACAAGCGAUCGCCGCGGCCGCUGCGUCCUCCCAGAUCCCGACAGAGGGAUUCAGCUUCGCACCUGGAUGGUCCCUGAACGUCGAGCAUUUCUAUCAGUGGCAGAAUCGGGGGAAAACUACGCAGCAGGUAUUAUCGAGCUUCUCUCGAAAUUAUUUACGUGUACGUCGGCAGACGCAAGCAAAUAAAAUACAAAGUAUUGAUUACACGAGAAAUAAAUCCACGCGAUUUACCAAUAUCGCCCUAUGUCGAAAAAGCUAUGAAAACACUGGACUCGGAAAGUCGAAAGUUGCCGCGGGCGGUUUGCACGACGUUGGCUACUUUUUAUUCCUCGGUCAUUUCCCGCCUGCAAUUGAUAAAAGCGAUCUCGCCGCGAUUUACGAGCCCCCGUUACUGCGCCCCGUGAUUGCCGCUUUCGAUUUUAAAUAUUUGGCCAGCAAACCGCCGAUCGAAAUUUACCCGAGCAAUCUUCCUGCUUCGAUUGUUUUAGUCAACGACUAG